This is a messenger RNA of Osmerus eperlanus (European smelt), 5931 nucleotides long. It is a transcript of the gene myhb, whose product is annotated as myosin, heavy chain b. Gene Ontology annotation, cellular component: cytoplasm; myosin filament; myosin II complex. Bases 8 to 5830 code for a protein of 1940 amino acids. Gene Ontology annotation, molecular function: ATP binding; actin filament binding; microfilament motor activity. The record is from RefSeq and is a predicted model, not a curated record. The transcript is spliced from 39 exons. Gene Ontology annotation, biological process: muscle contraction. Lineage: Eukaryota; Metazoa; Chordata; Actinopteri; Osmeriformes; Osmeridae.
GGCCAUCAUGAGUUCGGAUGCAGAGAUGGAGGUCUUUGGCCCAGCGGCCCUAUUCCUCCGGAAGCCAGCAAAGGAGAGGAUUGAGGCCCAAAACACUCCUUUUGAUGCCAAAUCAGCUUACUUUGUGGUUGAGCCUAGUGAAAUGUAUCUCAAAGGGGUGCUUCAAAGCAGAGAAGGUGGCAAAGCCACUGUUAAAACUCUUUGUGGAAAAACCAUCACUGUGAAAGAGGAUGAUAUCCACCCCAUGAACCCUCCAAAGUAUGAUAAGAUUGAGGACAUGGCCAUGAUGACCCACCUCAACGAGCCUGCUGUGCUGUAUAACCUCAAAGAGCGUUAUGCAGCAUGGAUGAUCUAUACCUACUCUGGGCUCUUCUGCGUCACUGUGAACCCCUACAAGUGGCUCCCAGUGUAUGACUCUGCGGUUGUAACAGCCUACAGAGGCAAAAAGAGGAUUGAGGCUCCUCCUCACAUCUUCUCCAUCUCUGAUAAUGCCUAUCAGUCCAUGCUCACUGACCGUGAAAACCAGUCAAUUCUGAUCACUGGAGAAUCUGGUGCCGGAAAGACUGUAAACACCAAACGUGUUAUCCAGUACUUUGCGACAAUCGCAGUGGCUGGAGGACAGAAGAAAGUGGAGCCUGCAGCUGGCAAAAUCAAGGGGUCGCUGGAAGAUCAAAUCAUUGCAGCCAACCCUUUGCUGGAAGCAUAUGGUAACGCCAAGACUGUGAGGAAUGACAACUCCUCCCGCUUUGGUAAAUUCAUCAGAAUCCAUUUUGGAACCACUGGAAAGUUGGCUUCUGCUGAUAUUGAAACAUACCUGCUGGAGAAGUCUAGAGUAACAUUCCAGUUGUCAGCUGAGAGGAGCUACCACAUCUUCUAUCAGCUAAUGACAGGCCACAAGCCAGAACUUCUUGAGGCUCUCCUGAUCACCACCAACCCCUUUGACUAUCCUAUGAUCAGUCAGGGUGAAAUCACAGUCAAGAGUAUUGAUGAUGUGGAGGAGUUUAUUGCCACUGACACUGCUAUUGAUAUAUUGGGCUUCAAUGCAGAAGAGAAAUUGGGCAUCUAUAAAUUAACAGGUGCUGUGAUGCAUCAUGGGAGUAUGAAGUUCAAACAAAAGCAGCGUGAGGAGCAGGCUGAGCCUGAUGGCAAUGAGGAGGCUGAUAAAAUCGCCUACCUCAUGGGCCUGAACUCUGCAGACAUGCUUAAAGCUCUGUGUUACCCCAGAGUCAAGGUUGGAAAUGAGAUGGUGACCAAGGGACAGACUGUGCCGCAGGUGAACAACUCAACUAUGGCCCUUUGUAAGUCUGUCUACGAGAAGAUGUUCUUGUGGAUGGUUGUUCGUAUCAAUGAGAUGCUGGACACAAAGCAGCCCAGACAGUUCUUCAUUGGUGUGCUGGACAUCGCUGGAUUUGAGAUCUUCGAUUACAACAGCUUGGAACAGCUAUGCAUCAACUUUACCAAUGAGAAAUUGCAACAGUUUUUCAACCACCAUAUGUUUGUACUGGAGCAAGAGGAGUACAAGAAAGAAGGGAUUGAUUGGGAGUUCAUUGACUUUGGUAUGGACUUGGCUGCCUGCAUUGAGCUCAUCGAAAAGCCAAUGGGCAUCUUCUCCAUCCUUGAAGAGGAGUGCAUGUUCCCCAAGGCAUCAGACACUACCUUCAAGAACAAGUUGUAUGACCAGCAUAUUGGUAAAACCAAGGCUUUUGAGAAACCCAAACCUGGCAAGGGCAAGGCAGAAGCCCACUUUGCUCUGGUGCACUAUGCUGGCACUGUGGACUACAAUAUCACAGGCUGGUUGGACAAAAACAAGGACCCCUUGAAUGACUCUGUUGUUCAGCUCUACCAGAAGUCUUCAGUCAAACUGUUGGCUCUGCUGUAUGCAACUCAUUCAUCAGACGAUGAUGCUGCAAAAGGCAAGAAGGCUGGUGGUGGAAAGAAGAAGGGUGGUUCCUUCCAGACUGUGUCUGCUCUGUUCAGGGAAAACUUGGGCAAGCUGAUGACUAAUCUAAGGAGCACUCACCCUCACUUUGUGCGUUGCUUGAUUCCAAAUGAAUCUAAGACACCAGGUCUGAUGGAGAACUUCCUGGUCAUCCACCAGCUGAGGUGUAAUGGUGUGCUUGAAGGCAUCAGAAUCUGUAGGAAGGGCUUCCCCAGCAGAAUCCUUUAUGGUGACUUCAAGCAGAGAUACAAAGUACUGAAUGCCAGUGUCAUCCCUGAAGGACAGUUCAUUGACAACAAGAAGGCUUCAGAGAAGCUCUUAGGGUCUAUCAAAAUUGACCACACUCAGUACAAAUUUGGGCACACAAAGGUGUUUUUCAAAGCUGGUCUGUUGGGUAUCCUGGAGGAGAUGAGAGAUGAGAAGCUGGCAACUCUGGUGACCAUGACUCAGGCUCUCUGCCGAGGUUAUCUCAUGAGGAAAGAAUUUGUCAAGAUGAUGGAAAGGAGAGAAUCAAUUUUUGCCAUUCAAUACAAUAUUCGCUCAUUCAUGAAUGUCAAAACAUGGCCAUGGAUGAAGCUGUACUUCAAGAUCAAGCCUCUUCUGAAGAGUGCUGAGACUGAAAAGGAAAUGGCCCAGAUGAAGGAGACCUUUGAAAAAACAAAGGAGGAUCUUGCUAAGGCACUGGCCAAGAAGAAGGAACUUGAAGAGAAGAUGGUUUCUCUGCUGCAGGAAAAGAAUGAUCUGCUGUUACAAGUUCAAUCUGAAAACGAGAACCUUUCCGAUGCUGAGGAGAGGUGUGAAGGGCUCAUUAAGAGUAAGAUCCAGCUCGAGGCCAAACUCAAAGAGACAACCGAGAGGCUGGAGGAUGAGGAGGAGAUGAAUGCUGAGCUGACAGCCAAGAAGAGGAAGCUGGAGGAUGAAUGUUCUGAGCUGAAAAAAGACAUUGAUGAUUUAGAGCUCACUUUGGCUAAAGUGGAGAAGGAGAAACAUGCCACUGAAAAUAAGGUCAAAAAUUUGACUGAAGAGAUGACAUCACAAGAUGAGACCAUUAUCAAGUUAACCAAGGAGAAGAAAGCCCUCCAAGAGGCCCAUCAGCAGACUCUUGAUGAUCUCCAGGCAGAGGAAGACAAAGUCAACACUCUGACCAAAGCGAAGACCAAGCUGGAGCAGCAAGUGGAUGAUCUGGAAGGUUCGUUGGAGCAAGAGAAGAAGCUCCGCAUGGACCUUGAGAGAGCUAAGAGGAAGCUUGAGGGAGAUCUGAAACUUGCUCAGGAAUCCUUAAUGGAUCUGGAGAAUGACAAACAACAGUCAGAGGAGAAGAUUAAAAAAAAAGACUUUGAGACAAGUCAACUACUCAGUAAGAUUGAGGAUGAACAGGUUCUUGGAGCUCAGCUUCAGAAGAAAAUCAAGGAACUCCAGGCCCGCAUUGAGGAGCUUGAAGAGGAAAUUGAGGCUGAUCGUGCUGCCAGGGCCAAGGUGGAGAAGCAGAGGUCUGAUCUCUCGAGGGAACUUGAGGAGAUCAGUGAGAGACUUGAAGAAGCUGGAGGUGCAACAUCUGUUCAGAUUGAGAUGAACAAGAAGCGUGAGGCUGAGUUCCAGAAGCUGCGGCGUGAUCUUGAAGAGUCCACCCUGCAGCAUGAAUCAACAGCUGCUGCACUUCGCAAGAAGCAGGCCGACAGUGUGGCCGAACUGGGAGAGCAGAUCGACAGCCUUCAGCGUGUGAAGCAGAAGUUGGAGAAGGAGAAGAGUGAAUACAAGAUGGAGAUUGAUGACCUCUCCAGCAAUAUGGAGGCUAUUGCUAAAUCAAAGGGUAACCUUGAGAAAAUGUGCCGCACCCUUGAGGAUCAGCUAAGCGAAUUGAAAACCAAAAAUGACGAACAUGUACGUCAAGUCAAUGACUUGAGUGUGCAAAGAGCAAGGCUUUUGACUGAGAAUGGUGAAUUUAGCCGUCAACUGGAGGAGAGAGAAUCUCUUGUCUCCCAGUUGACCAGGGGUAAACAAGCCUACACUCAGCAGAUUGAGGAGCUCAAGAGACAAAUUGAAGAGGAGGUUAAGGCAAAGAACGCCCUGGCUCAUUCAAUGCAAUCAGCGCGCCAUGACUGUGACCUGCUCAGAGAGCAGUUUGAGGAGGAGCAGGAGGCCAAGGCUGAGCUGCAGCGUGGCAUGUCUAAGGCCAACAGUGAGGUGGCUCAGUGGAGAUCCAAAUAUGAGACUGAUGCCAUCCAGCGCACCGAGGAGCUUGAGGAGGCCAAGAAAAAGCUGGCCCAGCGUCUUCAGGAUGCAGAGGAAUCUAUUGAGGCUGUGAAUUCUAAGUGUAGCUCUCUGGAGAAGACCAAGCAGAGACUGCAGGGUGAAGUGGAGGACCUCAUGAUUGAUGUAGAGAGAGCUAAUGGUCUGGCUGCAGCUCUUGAUAAGAAACAGAGAAACUUUGACAAAGUUAUAGCAGAGUGGAAGCAGAAGUUCGAGGAGGCUCAGGCAGAACUGGAGGGGUCUCUGAAAGAGGCUCGCUCCCUCAGCACGGAGAUGUUCAAGUUGAAAAACUCCUAUGAAGAAGCCCUAGACCACCUGGAGACACUUAAGAGAGAAAACAAGAACCUUCAACAGGAGAUCUCUGACCUCACUGAACAAAUUGGUGAAACUGGAAAGACCAUCCAUGAACUAGAAAAAGGAAAGAAGACUGUGGAGACUGAGAAGGCAGAAUUCCAGACAGCUUUGGAGGAGGCAGAGGCUACACUGGAGCAUGAAGAAUCCAAGAUUCUUCGUGUCCAGCUGGAGCUCACACAGGUUAAAGGUGAAGUUGACAGGAAGCUGGCUGAGAAGGAUGAAGAGAUUGAGCAGAUCAAGAGGAACAGCCAGAGAGUGAUUGACUCCAUGCAGAGCACACUAGACUCAGAGAUCAGGAGCAGGAAUGAUGCUCUGAGAGUGAAGAAGAAAAUGGAGGGAGACCUCAAUGAGAUGGAGGUCCAGCUGAGCCAUGCCAACCGUCAAGCUGCUGAAUCUCAGAAACAAUUGAGGAAUGUCCAGGGACAUCUCAAGGAUGCCCAACUGCACCUUGAUGAAGCUUUGAGAGGACAGGAAGACAUGAAGGAGCAGGUUGCCAUGGUCGAGCGCAGGAACAUUCUGAUGCUGGCUGAGAUUGAAGAGCUGAGGGCUGCCCUGGAGCAGACAGAGAGAAGCCGCAAAGUGGCUGAGCAGGAGCUGGUUGAUGCUAGUGAGCGUGUGGGACUGCUUCAUUCUCAGAAUACAAGUCUCAUUAACACCAAGAAGAAGCUGGAGGUCGACCUUGCCCAGGUUCAAGGUGAAAUAGAAGAUAUCGUCCAAGAGGCAAGAAAUGCAGAGGAGAAGGCCAAGAAAGCCAUCACUGAUGCUGCCAUGAUGGCAGAGGAACUGAAGAAGGAACAGGACACCAGUAGUCAUCUGGAGAGGAUGAAGAAGAACCUGGAGGUCACAGUCAAGGACCUGCAGCACCGUCUGGAUGAGGCUGAGAAUCUGGCCAUGAAGGGUGGAAAGAAACAACUCCAGAAACUGGAGGCUAGGGUCCGUGAACUGGAAUCUGAAGUUGAAUCUGAGCAGAGACGUGGAGCUGAUGCUGUUAAAGGCGUCCGUAAAUAUGAGAGGAGAGUGAAGGAGCUCAGCUAUCAGACCGAAGAGGACAAAAAGAAUGUGACCAGACUUCAGGAUCUGGUGGACAAGCUGCAGCUGAAAGUAAAAGCAUACAAGAGGCAGUCUGAGGAAGCUGAAGAGCAAGCCAACACUCACCUGUCCAGGUACAGGAAGGUGCAGCAUGAGCUGGAGGAAGCUCAGGAGCGUGCUGACAUCGCUGAGUCCCAGGUCAACAAGAUGAGAGCCAAGAGCCGUGAAAUUGGAAAGGGGAAAGAGGCUGAGGAAUGAACAAUGAAGUCACGAGUAACAGUACCAAGAGAUCAUAAAAUAUGAUUUUUGGUUGUUGUUCUUGCAUAUUAAACUAUAAAUAAAUCUGGAAGCUAUAAAUA